AUGAAGAUCUUGACGCUAGUUUUGUUAUUUGCGGUGGCUUACGCCAAACAUGAACAAUAUCAAGGACAAUUGGACAUUGAUGAUGCUCUGCUAGAAGCGAGAAAAAACAGUCUUGAAGGAGAAGUUUCUAUAUUCGACAGAUAUCUGGAACUUGAAGAGAUCGAUGCAUAUCUCGCUGACGUUGCAAAUAAAUACCCAGAUUUAGUGACACUCCAGAAUGGUACAACAUUUGAAGGUCGUCCGAUUUAUCUUAUGAAGAUCGCGAAACCUAGUGAUGAUGAUAAAGAGAAACCCAUUAUAAUCGUUGACGCCGGUAUCCAUAGCCGAGAGUGGAUCAGUCCGCCCACAGCCCUGUAUGCGAUUAGCAAAUUGGUUGACGAAGCUAUUGACAAGGAUUUGAUUGAGGAUCUCGAUUGGGUCAUUCUACCCAUGCUCAAUCCUGAUGGAUACAAAUACUCAAGAACUACCGAUCCCUUGUGGUUGAAGACUCGGUCUACAGACAAUCAUGACAAUAGUGUCGAGUGCCCUGGCGCAGACGCUAACAGUAAUUUUGACUUCUACUGGAACUUAUACGGUACUAGCUCGGAUCCGUGUGACAACAACUACGCAGGCAGACAACCAUUCUCCGAAAUAGAAGUUCAAUUCGGACAACGAAACCUCGAGCAAUAUGGAUACCGUACGAUUUUAUACAUUUCUCUACACAGCUACGGUAGCCAGAUCCUUUACUCCUGGGGUCAUGAUGGUACACUGUCUCAACAAGCUUUCGCCCUCCAAACUGUUGGUGUAUCCAUUGCAAAUGCAAUCCAUGAAAAUGCACAACCUAAUUACCCUAGAUACAUUGUUGGUAAUUCUGCUUUGGUGACUGGCCAACAAACUUCUGGCAGUACGGUCGAUUUUCUUCAUUACAAUGGCGUACCUUUAUCCUUCAAUUUGGUACUUCCUGGAGUUUUGGAUAAUACCAAAGGCUUUAAUCCCGACCCUAAAGAAAUUGAGCAGAUCGCAAAGGAAACUUGGGCGGGUAUUGUCGUUGCUGCCAGAAGAGCCAGAGAUUUGUUUGGAGAUUGGAAUAAAUGAGCUAUUUAGUCUAAUUUCUGGAAUAAAUAGAGACCCAAAUAUUAUUAAAUAAAAAUAUUUUUGGCUUU
Messenger RNA from Papilio xuthus (Asian swallowtail), 1142 nucleotides. RefSeq names its product carboxypeptidase B-like. Gene Ontology annotation, molecular function: zinc ion binding; metallocarboxypeptidase activity. Gene Ontology annotation, biological process: proteolysis. The record is from RefSeq and is a predicted model, not a curated record. The transcript has 4 exons. The coding region runs from base 1 to 1074 and encodes 357 amino acids. NCBI's taxonomy places the organism in Eukaryota, Metazoa, Arthropoda, Insecta, Lepidoptera, Papilionidae.